CAUGUCAACAAAAAAUAUGUCUGGUCUGGUCAUGGAAAGCGACUAGCGUGAAUUUGAAGUUAAAUAAGUAAAUGGGAAUCACUGAAUUAAAAAAGUGUACAUAUUUAAUGCCUAAUAACUAACAUAUUUAUUGUAGCUAUGUCGUCUAUAGAUUUCGAUCCUGCAAUAAAGUUGUGCUUGAAAUAUUUGCACUCUGGUGCUUCUGAUUCUACAGAACAACUGCGGUUAACGUUAGAUGACCACAUUCGUCAAACUUAUGGCAGCGCUAAAACGCUUGGAAAUGUUUUGCCAAAGAAGUACUUGAAUGAGGAGAAGUUGGAAUCUCCUCGAUCUAAGCACAAGACUGAAAAGUCUAGUAGUACUAAAACUGUGGCAUUGCCACAACAGAGUCCACAGCAGAUACAAAUACCGGAACGUGAAAAUGAUGACGGUUCCGUUAUGGAUGGAGAGUUGUCCCUCGAUUUAUUGGAAGAGGACUUGACUUGUGCUGUAUGCAGACAAAUAUCAGUUCAGGCUGGAAACCGCUUAGUUGAAUGUGAUGCUUGCUGCGCCUUGUACCAUCAGGACUGCCACAAACCUGUCAUCAGUGACAAUGACAUAGCUGCUGGGUGGCAAUGUGCCUCCUGCUUGACAUCGCUGGGUAUAACUGGUAGUUAUAUUAAAGCGACUCCGAAAUCACCUUCCAACAUCUCCGGGUCCACAACACCAGUCAAGAUAUCGUCCAGCAGUUCAUCUUCCUCAUCACCUUCGAAGGUGGUGACACCGAACAUCAACAUUAUUUCUGCUGAUAAAAGACUGCAAAUUAUGAAGAAGAAAGCAGCCAAACAACAUGAAAAGAAGAAAAGCUCUAAAUGAUAAUUACUGUUUGUUU
This is a messenger RNA of Helicoverpa armigera (cotton bollworm), 871 nucleotides long. RefSeq names its product integrator complex subunit 12 (gene IntS12). Bases 139 to 855 code for a protein of 238 amino acids. The transcript has 2 exons. The record is from RefSeq and is a predicted model, not a curated record. NCBI's taxonomy places the organism in Eukaryota, Metazoa, Arthropoda, Insecta, Lepidoptera, Noctuidae.